Solanum dulcamara is the source of this 678-nucleotide messenger RNA. Its product is annotated as octanoyltransferase LIP2, mitochondrial-like. Gene Ontology annotation, biological process: protein lipoylation. Bases 1 to 678 code for a protein of 225 amino acids. Gene Ontology annotation, cellular component: mitochondrion. The transcript has a single exon. The record is from RefSeq and is a predicted model, not a curated record. NCBI's taxonomy places the organism in Eukaryota, Viridiplantae, Streptophyta, Magnoliopsida, Solanales, Solanaceae. Gene Ontology annotation, molecular function: lipoyl(octanoyl) transferase activity.
AUGGGGCGUAGUCUUGAAGUUUGGAAGAUGGGCACCGUCAGUUACCUGGAGGCGCUGAAGCUGCAAGAGAAGUUGGCAUCUGAUAGAAAAGCCCUUAGAAUUACUGAUACCCUAUUAUCUCUACAACAUUCACCGACAUAUACAGUUGGCAAAAGGGAAACAGUUCAGAAUCUACUCAUUCCUGAUUCAGAGCUUAAAGCCAUUGGGGCAGAACUUCACUAUACACAGAGAGGAGGUGACAUUACUUUUCAUGGUCCUCACCAAGCGAUCUUGUAUCCCAUUGUUUCAUUGAGAGAUAUUGGUUUGGGGGCUAGAAAGUAUGUGGAGAAGCUUGAGCUAACCAUGAUUGAAUUGGCAUCUAUAUAUGGUGUGAAAGCGCAGGUUGGACGAAGAUGCGAAACUGGGGUUUGGGUUGAGGACAGAAAGAUUGGUGCAAUUGGAGUUAGAAUUUCAUCUGGGAUCACAUCUCAUGGAUUAGCAUUCAACAUGGAUCCUGAUUUAAACUACUUUAAGCAUAUUGUGCCUUGUGGGAUUGCAGAUAAAGAUGUAACAUCUUUGAAGAAAGAGGCAGAUGUAGAGCUUCCUGCUGAAGAAGUGAUACAGGAGCAGUUGAUCGCUUGUUUUGUAAGAGUAUUUGGGUACAGCGAUGUCAUUUUGAAAGAUAAGUCAGUGUUAUAA